UUACUCGAUGCCUCUGGCCAGAUAAUCCAGAAGCCGCUCUACCUCUCUCCCUUUGUGUUGCCUUCAAAUAUCACACGUCGAGGAAUAGUGACUAGGCUCAACAAUUCCACACAUAAUCCAAAGAAAUCUGUUCAAGUGGGCAUCUGUCAACAGGUUAUACUGAUUUUCCUCCAUCCAUGAAUUACUGUAAAAUAUGUUAAGUCUUAAGUAUAUUUGCCAAAAUAAACGUUCAAAUAUAGUUAAGGUUACUUGAAUUUCAAAUAGAGGAGCAGAAAUGCCACCACCAGUGGGUCCUCCAUCAUAUCCACCUCCUGAUGGAGGAUGGGGAUGGAUAGUGGUUGGAGCAGCUUUUAUCUCCAUUGGAUUUUCGUACGCGUUCCCCAAAGCCAUCACGGUAUUCUUCAAAGAAAUUCAACAGAUAUUCAACACUACCUACAGUGAAAUAGCAUGGAUAUCAUCUAUUAUACUGGCUGUUAUGUACGCAGGAGGUCCUGUAAGUAGUGUUCUGGUGAAUAAGUACGGUAGCCGGCCGGUGGUGAUGGUAGGAGGCCUGUUGUGCUGUCUGGGGAUGGUCUCGGCUUCUUUCAGCACCAGCGUCCUACAGCUCUACCUCACUGUGGGAUUCAUCGGAGGUUUGGGUCUAGCCUUCAACCUGCAACCGGCCUUAACAAUCAUUGGCAAAUACUUCUAUAAGAAACGACCCAUGGCGAAUGGGCUUGCCAUGGCAGGAAGUCCUGUGUUCUUAAGUACAUUGGCUCCUUUCAAUCAGUACCUUUUUAAUACUUUUGGCUGGAAAGGAAGCUUCUUGAUUUUGGGAGGUAUAUUGCUGAACGCCUGUGUGGCUGGGUCCCUCAUGAGGCCCGUUGGACCCAAACAAACUACUAACAAGUCUAAAAAUAAGAUUGGCAUAAAAGCGGAUGAAUCAGGUGGGAAGAAAAGCCGUAAGAAGAAAUCAACAUGGGAAAAAAUUAAUAAAUAUUUAGAUUUCUCUCUUUUUAAGCAUAGGGGAUUUCUGAUAUACUUAUCUGGAAAUGUCAUUAUGUUUCUAGGGUUUUUUGCUCCCAUUAUAUUCUUGGCUCCAUAUGCUAAAGACAAGGGAAUUGAUGAGUAUUCUGCAGCGUUCUUGCUGUCUGUUAUGGCUUUUGUUGAUAUGUUUGCUAGGCCUUCUGUAGGAUUAAUUGCAAACUCCAGAUUUGUCCGACCCCGAAUCCAGUAUUUCUUCAGCUUUGCGAUCAUGUUCACUGGAGUGUGUCAUCUCUUGUGCCCGUUGGCAGAGGACUACACAAGCCUGGUGUUUUAUGCUAUAUUUUUUGGCCUUGGAUUUGGGAGCGUUAGCAGUGUCCUCUUUGAAACUCUCAUGGACCUUGUUGGUGCUGAAAGGUUUUCCAGUGCUGUGGGACUCGUCACAAUCGUGGAGUGUUGCCCAGUUCUUCUUGGCCCUCCUCUUGCUGGUAAAUUGGUGGAUGAAACUGGACAAUAUAAAUACAUGUACAUAGCCUGUGGUGCCAUUGUGUUGCUAUCUAGUGUGUGGCUGCUCAUUGGCAAUGCUAUAAACUAUCGAUUGCUUGCAAAGGAAAAGAAGUUAGAAGACGCAAAAAAGAAGAAAAUGUGUAAACCUGAGUCCAGAGAAUCGGAGCCCUUGAACAAACCUAAACAUUGCGAUGUUAAUGUCGAAAGUACGAGCACAGAAGGUCAUCCCUCAGAAAGAGAAACUAAUAUUUAACAAGAAUCACAUCUCUGACUUCAGUGUUUAUGACUUUCUUAGGAGCAUUUUUUUUUUCAAAAUAUUGGAAAGGUUUUUAGUUGAAAUGAGGAGUCAUAAUUAAGGAUGGAAAUGAGAUUUUCCUCAAUGGCAAAUUUCAAAUGUUUGUUUUUUAAAACUUAUUUGGGCAGUUAAAUGUUGAGAUUAUGCAUAUAAAGAAUCCAUGCAAUGGGUUUAUUUCCGUAGAUGCCUGUGGUUGUGGUGGUUAAAAUAACUUUAAAGUCUUCCAGUGACUUCCAGUCUUGGUUAUAGAGACUGAAUCCCAAACCCCUGGUUUAAGUAGUUAGAAGGAGUGUGUUUAACUGUAUAGGAAUAUCCUCUCCACAUUUCAUUUUUUAUUUGAUAUUAAAGUGUAAAAUGGAUUAAAGGAAAAUGAAUUUUCCCCUCGUGUGCCCACGCAUACACACACACACACACCAUCACAUACUUCUGCAUGUGCACACAGAGUAUCUGGAGAACAAAAGACAAAUAAGUUCCAAAAAAAUAUUAUCACCGUGCUUUUUUUUUUUACU
Molecule: messenger RNA, 2274 nt
Organism: Ceratotherium simum simum (southern white rhinoceros)
Lineage: Eukaryota; Metazoa; Chordata; Mammalia; Perissodactyla; Rhinocerotidae
Source: RefSeq, a predicted model, not a curated record